ACGCGAAAGUAUUUAUUUUCUAAGGACAAAAUAAAUAUUUUUAAUUAUUAUUAAUAAUAAUAUUUUGACUAAUCUUCUCAUUGAAAUUAAAAGGCCAACCUGGAAGAGAGACGCUUGGGAAAAGCAAGUAGAAUGGAGAAGAGAGCAGAGCUGGUGUUCAUACCCUCACCUCUGGUGGGCCACCUGGUCUCCACGGUUGAGAUCGCCAAGCUCCUCCUCUUACGCCACCGCCAACUCUCCGUCACCCUCCUCCUCAUCCCCCCCCCUUCCUCCGACCACUCCAAAGCCUCCUCCUACGCCCACUCCCUCGCUUCAUCCACCCCCUCCUCCGUCGCCGCCCGCAUCCGCUUCCUCCACCUUCCUCCUCCGCCCGGGGCAAAACCGGUGCCCUCCUUCUCUCCCGCCACCUUCUCUACCUUCCUGGAAUCCUACAAGCCCGCCGUCAGGGACGCCGUCUCCCAACUCGGACUCACCGGGUCGGAGUCCGAAUCCGACUCGGCCCGCCUGGCCGGCUUCGUCGUCGACAUGUUCUGCACCCCUAUGAUCGACGUGGGCGACGAGUUCGGCGUCCCUUCCUACCUCUUCUACACCUCCGGCGCCUGCGCUCUCGGUCUCUACUUCAAUCUCCAAGAUCUGCACGACGAACUCGGCCUCGACCCGGCCGAGCUCAAGGACUCGGACGAGUUAUCCAUCCCGUGUUUCGUUAACCCGGUUCCCGCCGAAGCUUUGCCGACCGCGGCGCGGGACAAGGUAAACGGGGGGUCCUCCGCCUUCAUCGGCCGUGCUAGAAGCUACCGAAGAGCUAAGGGUAUUAUGGUCAACACGUUCAUGGAGCUAGAAGCACAUGUGCUCCAGUCGAUUCUAGGCGAAGGUAAAACUAAAAUCCCGACUGUGUAUCCUGUGGGACCCAUUCUUGGCCCAGUAAAUGAGCCCUCGAAUGAGGUGGGGUCCACAAAGAUCAUGAAGUGGUUGGAUGCGCAGCCUCCUCUCUCGGUUGUGUUCCUAUGCUUCGGAAGCAUGGGAAGUUUCGGUGUGGACCAAGUGAAAGAGAUUGCGGGUGGAGUCGAGAACAGUGGAUAUAGAUUCUUGUGGUCCUUACGUAAGCCUCCGCCGAAGAACACGCUUCCACUUCCCGGCGAGAACGCAUCGCCGCCAGAAGAAGUAUUGCCGGAAGGGUUUAUGGAGCGAACUGCUGACAUUGGGAGGAUUAUUGGAUGGGCUCCACAAGUGGCGAUCUUGUCUCACCCAUCGAUCGGAGGGUUCGUGUCUCAUUGCGGGUGGAACUCAACCCUAGAGAGCGUGUGGUGCGGGGUUCCGAUUGCCACGUGGCCGAUGUAUGCAGAGCAGCGAAUCAACGCCUUUCAAAUGGUGAAGGAAUUGGGAUUGAGCGUGGAGAUCACAUUAGAUUAUAAGAAGGAGCUGUGGAAAGAGAGUAGCCGCAUUGUAGGUGCGACAGAUAUAGAGAGGGGAAUUAGGGUUGUGAUGGAGGAAGACAGUGCGAUUAGGGCGAAGGUGAAGGAGAUGAAAGAGAAGAGCAGGAAGACCCUUUUAGAAGGAGGGUCGUCCUAUGCGUCGCUGGGACGUUUCAUUGACGAUGUAAUUAGUAACAUGCCAUGAAAUUACCAAGACAAAUAAAUGAAAUGAAAUAAAUUAAAAGAAUUCAAAUAAUACAUCAACAAAAGAAGUGUUGAGAUUUAGAAAUGUUUGGGUUAUUUAUAGUUAAAUUUAGCUAUUUUCAUUUUUUUUUUAAAUAAUUUUUUGACUUUGUAAUUUGAAUUAUCAAGCCAAGGAGGUUUCAAAUAAAGGUUGCAUUGAACUUUGAUUGAGUUUAAA
Malania oleifera is the source of this 1833-nucleotide messenger RNA. Its product is annotated as anthocyanidin 3-O-glucosyltransferase 2-like. Gene Ontology annotation, molecular function: UDP-glycosyltransferase activity. The record is from RefSeq and is a predicted model, not a curated record. NCBI's taxonomy places the organism in Eukaryota, Viridiplantae, Streptophyta, Magnoliopsida, Santalales, Ximeniaceae. Bases 133 to 1617 code for a protein of 494 amino acids. The transcript has a single exon.